Molecule: messenger RNA, 1071 nt
Organism: Metarhizium brunneum ARSEF 3297
Lineage: Eukaryota; Fungi; Ascomycota; Sordariomycetes; Hypocreales; Clavicipitaceae
Gene: comC
Product: L-sulfolactate dehydrogenase
Molecular function (GO): oxidoreductase activity
Source: RefSeq, a predicted model, not a curated record
AUGGCACCGGCUGAGGACAGCGCCACAAGACAUGUAUCCCCAUCGGAAGCGCGCCGCCUGGUGCAAGACAUCCUCACCGGGAACGGGGUACCCGGCGAGAAUGCAGCCCUCAUCGCAAAGUGCCUGGUAGCCGCUGACCUCCGCGGCGUCGACACGCACGGCAUGAACCGGAUCCCGUCGUACAUGGAGCGCAUCCGCAGGGGGGUUCUCGACGCCGCGGCCCAGCCGGCCAUCGACCAGGUGACGCCGGCGGUGGCGCAGGUCGACGGCCGCAACGGCUUCGGCUUCGUGUCGGCGCACCAGGCCAUGCGCGCGGCCAUCUCCUCCGCCAGGGUGUACGGCAUCGGCAUGGCGAGCGUCAAGCGCUCGAACCACUUCGGCAUGUCGGCCUGGCUGGUCCAGCAGGCCCUCGACGCGGACAUGAUGAGCCUGGUGUUUACAAACUCGAGCCCCGCGCUCCCGCCGUUCGGCGGCAGGUCCAAACUCCUGGGCGUGUCGCCGAUUGCGUGCGGGGCGCCCGGCGAGCCCGACUUCAUCCUCGACAUGGCGCCGUCGGUGGCGGCCCGGGGCAAGAUAUACAAGGCACAGCGGCGCGGGGAGGCGAUCCCGGCGGGCUGGGCGCUCGACGCGGAGGGCAGGCCGACGGAGGAUCCUGCGGCGGCGCUGGGGGGCGUCAUGCUGCCCAUGGGGGGGCCCAAGGGGUCGGCCCUGGCCGUCAUGAUGGACGUCUUUUCGGGCGUCUUGUCCGGGGCGGCGUUUGCGGGGCACGUCACGGGCCCGUAUGACCCGUCGGGGCCGGCGGACGUCGGGCACUUCCUGGUCGCUGUCAAGCCGGAUCUGUUUAUGGGCCUGGACGAGUUUCGAGGCCGGAUGAAGUACCUGUACGAGAGGGUCGUGGGGGCGGACAGGGCGGCGGGCGUGGACAGGAUCUACUUUCCCGGCGAGAUGGAGCAGCGCACGCAGGCGGAGCGGGAGAGGACGGGGAUCCCGCUGGUGCAGGCCGAGAUUGACGCCUUGAACGCCGAGGCGGCCAGGGUGUCUGCGAAGCCGCUUGUGUUUAUGGACGAGUAG